AUGUACCACGGAGGAGACUUCAAGUCUCAGCAGGACUCGCUCGAGGAGAAGUUCGAAGAUGCCUUCCCCGGAAUCAACUUCACCAUGGUCGUCGACUACAGCAAGUACCACGACGUGCGCAUCGACAACCAGCAGGAAACCGACACGCUCGUGCCGGACAUCACGGCGCUCCAGACCGCAAAGGCGGGUGAUCUGCUGGAGUACAAGCCGGCCAACUUCUCUAAGAUCUACGAUGGCCUCGUGAACUCGUUCAGCUACAUCUACGACUCGAGCAACCUCGGCGGGCUGGACGCACCCACGUCUUCGUCAGAUCUGCAGUACGGCUGGGAGUGGGCUGCCGCAAUGGCCAACCAGAGCAUCAGCUUCAACCGCGGUUCGCACGUGGCGAACAACCUGGUCACGGCCCAAGAAAAGGUCAUCGGUGUGGGCACCUACGCCGGUGCGUCCCCCAUUGUGUACGUGGGCGGCAACGGCACCGAGUACUUGACGUGGGGCCAGCGUCUCGCUAUCCUGGCCAAGGCGAAGAACCCUGUGGCUGCCAAGCUCUUCAUGAACUGGAUCGUUUCCACGGAGGUGCAGGAGUCCGUGGUGAUGGAGACCGUGCGCACGGACAUCGCUCCGUCUGGAUCGAGCCACCCGUGGGAGAUCCCGGAGGCUAAUCUGGACGCCUUCCCAGCGUUUAUGGCGAACCGCACCGCGGCGGAGCAGUGGCGCCAAACGUUUGCCCUGUACUUCGGAGAGGUGCAAGGUGAGCCGACGCCGGGCUACCAGGUGUCCUCCCCGGACUGUGAGCGUUGUGUCCCGCAGCGGCAAAAGCUUCCUGCAACUUCUCAAUACACGUAG
Molecule: messenger RNA, 843 nt
Organism: Phytophthora sojae
Lineage: Eukaryota; Oomycota; Peronosporomycetes; Peronosporales; Peronosporaceae
Exons: 3
Coding region: 1-843 (280 amino acids)
Source: RefSeq, a predicted model, not a curated record